Molecule: messenger RNA, 1098 nt
Organism: Dovyalis caffra
Lineage: Eukaryota; Viridiplantae; Streptophyta; Magnoliopsida; Malpighiales; Salicaceae
Source: the annotation of a GenBank genome assembly
AUGCGAAGAAUCUAUGACUUCAUUUCUUCAACAGAGAAUAUGUUUCUUGUUAGUCAGUUGACUUCCUUUCCUGAGUUCAGGAUAAGGCCUCCAACUCCCGAGGAGACUUUGAUCCUGUUCCAGCUUCACCGACUGAAGCCCAUUAUAUGGCAUCAUAAGACUCAGAUUUUCACAACAGACGCCGCCGUCCCCCCGUUCUCCUCACCGUUGGAUUUCCAAGUCAACGCACGGCUCAAGAAGGGAGAGAGAGAGAAAUCAGUUCUGGUGAAGAUGAUGGAUGAAAUUGAUGACUUAGAGCCUAUACCUGAGGACAUUCUUGGUGAGCAGAAAGAGCCAGAUCCUAUUUUUAAUGGAACAGAGGUUCUUGGGAUGGAAGCCAACAUGGGUACAUCUUUUCGUCCCUCAGAUGCCGAUUCCGAAUCUGAGAGAUCUGCUUCGCCUGAGAAGGCUGUCGCCCUUAAGAAUUUUGUCAGAGAAGGGUGCAGUUUGACUGAGCUCAAGGGCUUGGAUGAGUCUAGCAAGCUUGAAAAGUGGAUUGAUUAUUUGAUCACUGAAGCUCCAGCGUCUGAAGCGCUUUUUCCACCUCUUUCUGGCGAAGAUGAUAUAGGUUCAUCAACUGCUGUAGAUUAUACGUUCAGAGGCUGUAGAUUUCUUGUCAGAGGAUCAAUACUUGGAGAGAGAGAAGAGCUUGAAUCAUCAUCGCCGGUGGAGGAGGAAGAAGAGCCAAACAUGGACAACUCUACCGGCACCGCUUCACCAAAACCAAACAAGAAGCGAAUAAAAAACGACAGAGGAGGAGAUGAAGAAGCGUAUGACGUGGAGGCGUGGGAUACUCUGAGCAAGAGUUUCAAGCAGGUGCAGAGCGUGCUGGAUCGCAACCGUGUCUUGAUUCAACAAGUGAACGCUAAUCACCAGUCGAAGAUUCCAGAUAAUCUCGUAAAAAACGUUUCAUUAAUUCGCGAGAUUAAUGGAAAUAUCUCCAAGGUAAUGUCGAUUUACUCCGAUUUAUCAGUCAAUUUCUCCAACAUUGUUCAGGAACGGCGUCGUGUUAAGAAUGGAGGAGACAGCAAUUUGGAUGGCACAAGCAACGAGUCUUGA